GUGGCGUUGUGUAUCCAUUUAAUGCCGAGGUUCCAGGAUCAUGGGAGAUGGGAGGAGGAUGGAGUAUUCAUCUUGAAAAUUCGAUAGCGCUUCCAGAAUCGGAUUUUCAGCCAUCAGCUUGCGACAGGGGUCUUGAUCCACACGUUCCAGACCCUCAGGACCAUGCCAAUGUCAACCAAAAGACCGCACGCGCCCGGGCUUUGCAUUUGGAUCCUCAGUCCUAUUGUCAUUCAUUUUUUUUUUGUUUCCCAGUGACUGUCAUUCAUUUACCCACGUCCACCAUGCGUUCCUCUUUCCUCCUCGCUGGCAACCUUUGGGUCAUUCUGGGCGCAGCUACCUCAGCAAAGCUAGAGCAACGCGAUAAUGUCGAGGAGUGUGUCCAGGAUGGGCUGUUGAACUGUUUCAGCAGUUCACUGGUACAGGCCAGCCAAUUUUGUACCAACUCGAUCGUCACAGUAACUACAUUCACCGAGGUCGUCACUGUCACCCCUACCGUCACCGUUACCAAUGCCGUCACCGAAACUGCAACUAUCACCGAACCUGUCACCGAACCCACGACCAUCGCACAAAGUCUACCCCUGAAAGCUAGACGCUGGAAAAGGGGCUGCUCCAACAGACCGCCAUUGAACUGCCUGCGCAGCUUCGCUUCUUCCGUCGAGCCACUGCAGUUCACUUCUGCUUGUGGAUGCAUUGGGAUCACAUCGACUACUGAGCUUGCUACCGUAACUGCUGAUGUCACAAGCACAAUUUUUGAAACACCGACCGUUACCGAAUAUGUCACCGUUAGCCCGACACCUGUGGAGGAAGAAUCUACCCAGCAACCUACAACCGAGCCAGCCCCCACAACUCCAAUUGAAGAGUCUACGCUCGAGCCCACAGCAACCCCGACCCCUGAGGUGACCACAACAACCACUGCCGAAGAGUCGACACUCGAACCCACCACGACAACAGCGCCUGAGCCCACAGCAUCCACUGUUUCCGUGCCCGAGUCCACCACAUCAGCAGCAGCACCUCCGUUGAUCACCAACGGGGACUUCAGCAGUAACUCGCUGGAAGGAUGGAGUAUCACCAACAGGGUCGGUACCGGUGCCAGCGUUGGGGUUAUCUCACAGGGUGCUGGCAAUUACGUGAUGGAGAUCCAGUCGAGCUACUUUGUCAGCGCCACCAUCGCCGGACUUUCUGUAUCUCAAACUAUCAACUGCGAGCCAGGGGCUGAUUAUAGGCUCACAUUCCGAAUCAGCGUUAUUUCCAGUUACACAAAUGGGAAUCCGUGGUCGGUUAUUCUGGGUGGAAGGUCGAUCACGUCAGGUGCCGGUUCUUCUUUGGCAUGGACUCAAAUCGGCUAUACCUUUGUCUGCUCAGCAACACAGGGCGGAAAUGACCUUACCUUCCGGAUCCAGUCCAACAACAACAGAGCGGCGAGGAUGUUGGUGGAUGAUGUGGUGGUGACGAAACUUUAGUUCUGAUGGUUUAGGGGACACAUCUGGUUGAUAUGGGUUGGAAAGGGAGGCACUGUUUCGAUCCAGGGACUCAGAAGAAGGGGGCAAGAACAGCAUUUCAGUUUUGUUCUGCACCUUCGAGCCAACAUAAACACACACGAGCAUCUCUCCAUUAUGAAAGAAACCUUCAAAGC
Podospora pseudopauciseta is the source of this 1633-nucleotide messenger RNA. RefSeq lists its product as uncharacterized. Bases 48 to 1460 code for a protein of 470 amino acids. NCBI's taxonomy places the organism in Eukaryota, Fungi, Ascomycota, Sordariomycetes, Sordariales, Podosporaceae. The record is from RefSeq and is a predicted model, not a curated record. The transcript has 3 exons.